UGUAGCCGGUUAUUGUUUUGUUAUUGCUAUCUGCCAUUUGCACCGAACUUGGGAUUAUUAUUACUGUGCCGUGCAAAGUGCAUGUUAAUGCAAUAUCGGAUCUGUGCAAGGUUCUUGCCCUUUCGCUGGCUGCUUGCGCGCGACCUGUUGAUCGUUUCCAGCAUCGCCGCCGUCACAAUUCGACCGACGAUUGCCACGACCAGUUCAUGCACCGCCUUCAGUCGGGAAAGGUGCUUCUCUUCCAGUGUCCCGCCGUCCAGUUCCAGUUGCAUUUCCAAGAUGAGCGACAAAGCGGGUGAAUCACCAGCAGAAGGGGAAUCCUACCAAGCGGGCAGCAGUUCGGUGGCCUUUGUGACCACACCGGAUCGGGAAACGGCUAGGAAACUGGCGCGCAGCAUCAUCGAGCGGAAGCUGGCGGCCUGCGUCAACAUCGUGCCCCAGAUCGAGUCCAUCUACCUGUGGGAGGGCAAGGUCAACGAGGACAGCGAGUGCCUGCUGAUGGUCAAGACGCGCACCAGUCGCAUCGAUGAGCUGAGCAAGUUCGUCCGCGAGAAUCAUCCGUACAGCGUCGCGGAAGUCAUUUCGCUGCCCAUCCAGAAUGGCAAUCCACCGUAUCUCGAUUGGAUCGCACAGACGGUGCCGGAACAGGCGGCUUACAACCAGGACUAGGACUAUACAGAAUGUAUAAUGUAUUUAAUGCAAAUAAAUGUUCACUGAAUUCAGUAA
Messenger RNA from Drosophila rhopaloa, 726 nucleotides. Its product is annotated as protein CutA homolog. NCBI's taxonomy places the organism in Eukaryota, Metazoa, Arthropoda, Insecta, Diptera, Drosophilidae. The record is from RefSeq and is a predicted model, not a curated record. Gene Ontology annotation, molecular function: copper ion binding. The transcript has a single exon. The coding region runs from base 82 to 669 and encodes 195 amino acids. Gene Ontology annotation, biological process: response to metal ion.